Molecule: messenger RNA, 3181 nt
Organism: Coffea arabica (coffee)
Lineage: Eukaryota; Viridiplantae; Streptophyta; Magnoliopsida; Gentianales; Rubiaceae
Product: pentatricopeptide repeat-containing protein GUN1, chloroplastic-like
Molecular function (GO): protein binding
Source: RefSeq, a predicted model, not a curated record
UAGUAAUAGUAAUAAUCCUCACUCGUCUCAUCUUUUCUUUAGUAAAAACGAGUCAAACGCAAGAGCUAAGCAUCUAUGUGAGACCGACCCAUUUUUCCCCAAAACCCCCCAAACACCCAUCCCCGCCAUUUAUCCGUCGCCGUCGCCGUCCUCGUCCUCACCCUCCCCAUCAUCAUGGCCUCUUCUACUCCCCCACCCCACUGCGCGUUGACUACCUCUAAGCCCUACCAAUCCCACCACCCCCACCCCCACCCCCACAGUCCACACCCUCACCGCCACCACCACCACCACCACCACCCCAAGGUCUCCUUGAACCACCACCGCGCCUCCCAACCUCUUCCUCACCCUCCCGCCGUCGCCAGGCCCCCUCCCCCCGCCGCUCUCUCCACCACCAACCCCCCUUCUUUCCCUCAUCUCUCCUCCAACUCCGAACUCUCUGCCGACUUCUCCGGCCGCCGAUCCACCCGCUUCGUCUCCAAGAUGCACUUCGGCCGCCCCAAGUCCGCCUCCUCCUCCAGCCGCCACAGCUCCGUCGCCGAGGAGGCCCUCCUGCAGGCCGUUCGUUUCAGCGGCGACGACGCCCGCUUCGACAGCAUUCUCCUCGCUUUCGAGCCCAAGCUCUGCGGCACCGACGACUACACCUUCUUGCUCCGAGAACUCGGCAACCGAGGGGAGUGGUCCAUGGCCAUGAGGUGCUUCGACUUCGCCGUGGCCCGCGAGCGCAGGCGCAACGACCAGGGCAAGCUAGCCAGCUCCAUGAUCAGCAUCCUGGGUCGGCUGGGCAAGGUGGAUUUGGCCAAGAGAGUGUUCGACGACGCCGUCUCCCGGGGGUAUGGAAACACCGUCUAUGCUUAUUCUGCCCUCAUAAGUGCGUAUGCCAAGAGCGGCCAUUGCGACGAGGCCAUUAGGGUCUUCGAGACCAUGAAAGACUUGAGCUUGAAGCCUAAUCUUGUGACUUACAAUGCUCUCAUCGAUGCCUGCGGGAAAGGGGGUGCUGGUUUCAAGAGGGCCUCUGAGGUUUUCGAUGAAAUGCUGAGGAACGGGGUGCAGCCUGACAGGAUUACCUACAAUUCCCUUCUCGCUGUUUGCAGCGGGGCAGGACUGUGGGACACCGCGAGGUGCCUGUUUAAGGAGAUGUUGUUCCGAGGUAUUGACCAGGAUAUCUACACCUAUAACACCCUUCUCGACGCCGCCUGUAACGGCGGCCACGUCGAUGCAGCUUUUGACAUCAUGUCUGAGAUGCCCGCCAAGAAUAUCUCCCCCAAUCAGGUUACUUACAGUACCAUCAUCCGGGGUUGUGCCAAGGUGGGCAAAUUGGACCGGGCGCUGAAUUUGUUCCAUGAGAUGAAACAUGCUGGCAUGCGGUUGGACAGGGUGUCUUACAACACCUUGCUUGCUAUCUAUGCUAGCCUUGGCAGGUUUGAGGAGGCUCUCACCGUCGCUGAGGAGAUGGAGAGUAUGGGGAUCAAGAAGGACGUCGUGACCUACAAUGCGCUUCUAGAUGGUUUCGGCAAACAAGGGAUGUAUGACAAGGUUAAGGAACUGUUUUCAAGGAUGAAAGCUGAUAAUCUUUCUCCUAAUUUAUUGACCUAUUCAACAUUGAUCAGCGUGUAUUCCAAAGGAGGCCUUUAUCGAGAGGCAAUUCAGGUUUAUAAAGAGUUUAAGCGCCAGGGGGUGAAGGCGGACGUUGUUUUCUACAGCAAGCUCAUUGAUGCCUUGUGUAAAAAGGGCCUUGUUGGAUCAUCUGCGUUGUUACUUGAUGAGAUGAUGAAUGAGGGCAUCCAACCUAAUGUUGUCACCUACAACUCUAUAAUUAACGCCUUUGGUUGGUCGAUGCCGACCGAAUAUCCUCUGCAGAGCGACCAACAGACUGAAUCCUCACUCUCAAUUGCUGCUGCAAAUGUUGCUGAAAGCAAGCCAGACGCUGAAAACAAAGACAGGAUCAUUAAGAUUUUUGAGCAGUUAGCCACUGGUAAAUCAGAUUUUGACGAAUCUGUUAACAGGGGGCGGCAGGACUUUCUGUGUGUAUUGGGAGUUUUCCAAAAGAUGCAUGAGAUGGAAAUAAAACCAAAUGUCGUCACGUUCUCAGCAAUUCUGAACGCCUGCAGCCGCUGUAAUUCAUUUGAGGAGGCUUCAGUGUUGUUAGAGGAACUGCGUCUGUUUGAUAAUCAUGUGUAUGGAGUAGCGCAUGGACUUCUCAUGGGUCAUGAUGAGAAAGUUUGGAUGCAAGCUCUUUCCCUUUUUGACGAAGUGAUGCAGAUGGACACUUCUACUGCAUCUGCCUUCUAUAAUGCUUUGACUGACAUGCUGUGGCAUUUUGGUCAGCGAAGAGGUGCUCAGCUGGUGGUGCUGGAGGGCAAACGUCGACAAGUGUGGGAAAGUACGUGGUCUAAUUCUUGCUUGGAUUUGCAUUUGAUGUCUUCCGGUGCUGCACGGGCAAUGGUUCAUGCCUGGCUGCUCAAUAUACGCUCUGUCGUUUUUGAAGGCCAUGAGCUACCAAAACUUAUAAGCAUUUUGACGGGAUGGGGCAAGCACAGCAAAGUCGUCGGUGAUGGUGCGCUUAAACGCGCUGUUGAGGCACUGCUUAACGGCAUGGGGGCGCCUUUCCGUGUUGCUAAGUGCAAUAUUGGAAGGUUUAUAUCAACAGGAGCCGUGGUGGCUUCAUGGUUGAGAGAAUCAGGCACCCUGAAAGUUCUUGUUCUUCAGGAUGACAGAGUCCAUCCAGAAGCCUCCAGGUUUGAUAAUGCUUCUGGCUUAGAACCACUUCCUUUGUAGCUCUGUUUAGUUUAGUUUCUUGUGUGUAACUAGGGUUUUGCCCAGCCAGCCAUCCAUCCAUCCAUCCAUCUUGUGCAGUCGUGUAAAUCAAAGUUGUAAGUAGCUUCCUACCGCCCCCGCCCCCGCCCCACCUGGUAGUUUUUAGGUUCGAUGGGUCCUAUCCUAUUUUGUGGACUGUAGCCAUGGAAUGAAUAUGGCCAUGGCAUGGUGGGUUUCCAGUAGAAUCUUGUUGGGAUUUUGGUCAGGGAAAGAUUCCCUCCUCCUUGUAAACCAACAAGCACGGACCGGCCUGUCCACCCUUCAGCCGGCGCCGGCAUGUGAUGAUUCGGUGCGCUUGUGUACUAGUGUAUUUUUUGAGGUCUAUUAUGAAUGGAAUUGAAUGACCCAACAGUCUUUGCGAGGGAUA